ACAUGGUGGAUGUGUUAUCAAAAUACGAUCACACGGAAAAACAUUACAUCGGAAUGUUUUCGGAGACCAUAAAAUCAAAUUUUCACUUCUCAUUUGACAUGGCAUUCGGAGGAGGAGGUUAUGCUCUAAGUUAUCCUCUAGUGAAGGCUUUAGUGGAAGAAUUGGAUAAUUGUAUUGAGAGGUACCAUUACAUUUGGGCAGUGGAUCAUUUACAGAGUUUGUGUUUGGCUGAUUUGGGCGUUGAUCUUAGCCUUGAAAAAGGAUUUCACCAGAUGGAUCUAUACGGUGACAUAUCAGGCUUCCUCUCGUCCCAACCAACGGCUCCUCUUGUCAGCCUCCACCACUUCGAAACUGUCACACCACUUUUCCCUGGCAUGGACCGUCCAGGUUCGGUCAAUCAUAUCAUGAAAGCAGCCAACGUGGACCAAUCACGGAUGCUACAACAGUCGAUAUGCCACGUCAGAGCAUGUAACUGGACCUUUUCGGUCUCGUGGGGAUACUCUGUUCAUAUCUAUGAGAAGAUAUUCCCACGGAGCUACUUGAAGCUUCCAAUCGAGACAUUCCGUCCUUGGUGGCACGGAGGACGGCCUCCUUUUUACAUGUUUAACACGAGACCAGUUUCUCGAGAUCCAUGUGAAGCUCCUCACUGGUUCUUCUUUGUUUCGAUUGAACAAGAGAAGGAAGGAGUUGUUACUUCUUACAAAAGGAAGUUUCCUAGAAACAUGGCUUCUUGCUUCUUCUCUGGUAAUACUUCUGCGGAUCCUCUUACUACAAUCCGUGUCUUCUCUCCCAAAACUCCCAAACCGGGGAGAAAAGUAGAAUGUUGCGACGUGGAAUAUGAAGGUGCAAAUGUUGCAUACAUGAGACUUCGAGAUUGUAGGAGACACGAAAUCAUCGCCUAAUGACAAACGAAGGGCACAAUCUUUUAUCUGAUCAAAUAAUAAGUCGGUUUGCACAUUUAGCAACUAAGUUUUUUUAAAAAAGAUACAAAUUUAAAAAGUAAAAAAGUAAACAUUGUAAUAAUAUUGUAUUUUAUAUUGGAAGAUAAUUUUUUUACACUGGACUAUUUAUCCACCUUUAAAAACUUGUCUACUUAUUUUAAAGACUUCUUUGUGGCAUAUGUAGUAAAACAUGUAGUUUUUCUGUAUGAUCGUUUGUUUGAAUUUAGGUAAAGAAGAGAAAAGCAAAUAAAUGAAAAAGAGAAAGAAAAAAACUUAUCUUGCUUAUUAUGUCAAGACUCAAGAGCUAACGAAUUUUGAAACCCUCUCUACUUCUCAUGUGCUACUAAUUCAUCAGAGG
Molecule: messenger RNA, 1299 nt
Organism: Brassica rapa (field mustard)
Lineage: Eukaryota; Viridiplantae; Streptophyta; Magnoliopsida; Brassicales; Brassicaceae
Source: RefSeq, a predicted model, not a curated record